AUGGCAGACUUCACAACGCCUGGUGGCCGCAGGCCUUUGCGUGGCACCGGCAAUGUAAGUGCUAACUUGAAAGCCGCCGACAUGACCACCCUUAGCGCGUCCAUAGUGCUAGCCACCGAAAAUCCCGCAGCCGUAGUUACUGCCACCAUAUAUAUGGACUUCAUGAAAGCCUACAAUGCUCAUACUAGUAGGGAGGACGUCGUCACGCUUGUUGAGAAGUACGCUAGCCUGUGCGACAGUUACUUAGCCGAAGUGAUGAAAGUGACCGAGAGCCUAGUCUCUCGCAAGGCCACACCGGCGUGGAUAGAAGCCAUCGCGUGCCAAACAUUGCUCACCGAUGAGCGAGACACUUGGAAGCUCACGGGUGCCCUCCUGCACGACCACCUCAAGGCGGACGAGUUCAUGAAAGAACGCGGCAACAGAACCAUGUUCGUCGACGGAUCUCGCAAAGGUAGCGACAGGAAAAUUGUGGAGGCCCUCAUGGCGAGAGACUCCUUCACACGCCAGGCGCAUUUAGUAGUCGACUGGCUGGAACGCUGCGCGGCGCAUCAGAGCGGUAUGGGCGAUCACGACGACAGGCUCCAGUACUUCCAGCUGGUGGAAGCUGCAGCUGGACAGUGUCCAGCUGGCGGAAGCGGCAGCUGGACAAACACACUGCACCAUGCGCAGUCCCACAAUAACAUCGGUAGUGCAUCGUCGUCUCACGUGACUGAACUGGACGCGGGCGCACCCUCGAGGCGGUGGGUACCGAUCCACGAAUUCCUCUUCUUCCGCAGCGUUUUCUUCCACCUGCGAGCAGGCCAACUGCAGAGGGCCAAAGAGCUGGCUGCCGACAACGGUUAUCGUUGGCUAGCCGCCGUGAUCGAAGAAUGCAGGCCAUGCCAUGACCUGCACAACGCAAGCACCGUUGGUGCUGGCUUCAAGCAACCCGCCCAAGGCACCUUCUACCGGGACUUAUGGAUGCGAGCCUGCUGGAGAGCGGCGUGCAGUCCCAGGUGUUCGCUGUACAAGCGCGCUGUGUAUGGUGCUCUGAGUGGCAACCUACAAGCAAUGCUGCCCGCGUGUACCACAUGGGAGGAUCAGCUAUGGGCUCGCAUGCGCGCUGUUGUGGAUGUGUGCGUAGAGCAGGAGCUCCGCACUGCCAAGCAGCAAGAUAGAAGCCUCGGACCACAACCGCCCGGCUACCCCAGUGACCUUGGAACCUUUGAAACCGUUUUCCGUGACCUGCGGGAGGCUGUGGGCACGAGGGGCAAGCGACACCAAGAGAUCGCACACAUCGUGCAGCGAGGUGUAGUGCUUGGCGAUGCUGAUGAUUUGAUAGAAGAAAUACACUACUGGGUAAUUCGUCAGGUGGAUAAAACGCCGCUUCUGACCAUUCGGUUUCUGGUUCACAUGGCACUGUUGCUGCGACAAAAUUGGCGCCAAGACCAGCACUGA
This is a messenger RNA of Rhipicephalus microplus (southern cattle tick), 1437 nucleotides long. RefSeq names its product nuclear pore complex protein Nup107. The record is from RefSeq and is a predicted model, not a curated record. Gene Ontology annotation, cellular component: nuclear pore; nuclear pore outer ring. Gene Ontology annotation, molecular function: structural constituent of nuclear pore. NCBI's taxonomy places the organism in Eukaryota, Metazoa, Arthropoda, Arachnida, Ixodida, Ixodidae. Gene Ontology annotation, biological process: mRNA export from nucleus; protein import into nucleus; post-transcriptional tethering of RNA polymerase II gene DNA at nuclear periphery.